AAGAAAGCUACUGCCGGCGAACAGUGGUACAACAUGCCUCGUACCGACCUCACUCCCGAGUUGAAGAGAGAUCUCCAAUUGUUGAAGAUGCGUAACGUGCUUGACCCGCAUAGACAUUACAAGAAGGAUGGCGGCAAGAUGAGAGCCCCAGACUACUCGCAAGUUGGAACUAUCGUCGAAGGCCCUACCGAGUACUUCUCUGGCAGACUCAACAACAAGGAGCGCAAGAAGACCUUUGUCGACGAAGUCUUGUCCCGCGAGAAGGACACCGGCCGCUUCAAGAAGAAGUACAGCGACAUCCAGACCUCCAAGACCAGUGGGAAGAAGUCU
This is a messenger RNA of Aureobasidium subglaciale EXF-2481, 330 nucleotides long. RefSeq lists its product as uncharacterized. Gene Ontology annotation, molecular function: RNA binding. Gene Ontology annotation, cellular component: nucleolus. Gene Ontology annotation, biological process: RNA processing. The transcript has a single exon. The annotation marks the transcript as partial. NCBI's taxonomy places the organism in Eukaryota, Fungi, Ascomycota, Dothideomycetes, Dothideales, Saccotheciaceae. The record is from RefSeq and is a predicted model, not a curated record.